AUGCUUAAUAAAAAUCAACUUCCUUUACUAUCAAACUCUUCCCAAGCUCCUGUUAUAACAAACAGUCAAUCAAACAAAAAUAACUCCCAAAUGUCUCUUAUGGAGGGAAACUCAAUGAGACAGAGUGGUAUUUCUGCCAAUUUGACAUUAAAUCUCACAAAAACAAGGAUCACCCGAUAUCAAGAUACUUCAUAUUUGCAAUAGAAAACAGUCGUUCCAACAUCGUUAAGCAGUUUAGUGGAUGAUCCAAAGCUCCAUGAAUAUACACAAUAAAGAUUAAAAACCAAUUUUUAUGGAACCAUGUAUAGAAAUUCUUAGAGCAUGACGUCCUACAAAACCAACUUCACAGAAUUGGAUUCUAAAGAUGGCACCUUGGAUUUGAAUCCAUUACUCAAGAAUGUAAAAUCCUCAUAAUUAUAAUCUUACUUGAAGAAGAUUAUUCAACAAUAAAGUGAUAAGAUUUAAUAGAGUUCGACUUUACCUAAUAGACAGAUGGCAAUAGACUUAUAGUUGUGGUUUGAUUACAUGAUUAAAAAAGUGAAGCAAUCAGUCUCGGUAGAGAAUAACAACACUCAAAACAUAGCUGAAGAGAUCUCGCUUAUCUACUCGUCUUGUCUAAAAGAGAUCAUCAGAUAGGUAUCCUUGGAUUGCAAAGAGCGAGGAUAGUUACUUGAAAAGGUUUGGAAUUCUUAUAUUGUCUUAAUUGAUGAUUUAAUUUCAAAUAUUAAUAAAACCAAUUAAGAGAACCUUGAAAAAUUAAAAACUAUUUAAUAAUCUUAACAAUUAAAUUAGACCCAAAAAAAUUAUCAAUAAGACUAUCUAACCUUAUCGUAGGAAUUCCAACAGUUUAAAAUUGAGAAAGAGGCACUAGACAAGAAAAACACAUUUCUAGAGGACAGAAUUAAAAAGCAGAGAGAAGAAAUCUCAUUGCUCUAUUAAAAAAUAGAAUAAAUCUCACAAGAAUACAAGAAGCAUCAAAAUCAUCAAGCUCAAUCCACUGAUGUAGUAAUUCAAUUGCCAAAUGGAUUUUCUAAUAUGCAACUCAAGCACUUACAAAGUAUUCAAGAAGGAAAGUCCAUAGUUUCACAUAUUAUGACCAAAAAGGCUUAAAUUCCCAUUCAACUUAAAAAUAAAAGCUUGUCUCCCAUCUAAAUUGUUAAGACCUCAGAUGACGAAUAAAGCAAAACUCCACUGUCGCAAUUACAACUUGAAUUUGAUAACAUGGAGGAUUCUCAAUUGAUUAAGAUACAAAAAUAUCGUAGAAAAUCAAAUGCGAUGUAGAAUGUAAUCUUGGAUGAAAAAUAAACAUAGACAGAUAAAAUGAUUUUUAGCAGCAUACCUAUUUUGAAUGAAUUCAUUCAUAAUUUCAUUAAUCAUGGUGUGAAAGCUAUCUUUGAUGAGGUCAAAGAAGAUGAAUAUAGAGAGUCCACUUAAAUUGUAAGGUGUGCAACUUCUAUUUCCAUUGCUUAAGAAGACUUUGUCAUAGAAACUAUUAAUAAGUCAAAAAUUAAGCAAAGGGUUUAUGAAGAAUUGUAAGAGUACGUUACAAAACUUAAUGAUAAAUAUAUAGAAUUUCAAUCAAAAAAUAUAGAGCAAAUGCUGAUCAUAAAGGAGCAUUAGGUUGUAGCUUAGAAUUUGGAGCAGAAUCUUAAGGAGGCAACUUAAGAUUUCGUAGAAAUUCUAAAGGAAAAACAAUUGACUAUAAAAACUUUAAAGCAUGGAUAAACUCAACUGUUGAAAAAGCUCAAUUCAAUUAGUUAGGAAUAGUUAUCCUCUAAACGAUCACCUUAAUUUCCAUCACCAACCAGAAAGACACCUAGUUUUAAAAAUACUUUUGACUUCAAUAAGGAAGCCAUAUCCAAAGAGAUAGAUAUAAUUAAGGUAGAGGAAGAUGAUGACAACAGUUCAAUUAAAUCUGAUGAUGAAAAGCAGAAAAUUAAUUAGACUUUUCAGAUCAAUAAUGAGGUCUUACAUUUAAAUGUACUUCAAGAUCAAGAUGAAUGUGAUGGGUAAUUAUAAGGAGACGAGAAAUAGGAAAUAAAUUUAGAUACAUCAGCCUAUGCUGAAGAUGAGAAUCCAUUGAAUGAUUAGAAAUCUGAAAUUACCCAAUCUUUGUAAUUGGAUCUACAAUUAGAAAGCAAAAAGGUCGAUGAAAACAGAAUGAGUAAUGUCAAGGAAUUAAUUCAAAAAUUUGGAUUGCAAAGACAAUCUACUAAGAAAUUUACUAAGCCUCUUUAGAUGAGAGUGUCUUUGUUAAAUGAACUCAAGCAGGACAAAAAGAAAGUGAAACGUAUUUAUAGUUAGAAUACAGAUGCUGCCAAUUCUUUGAUGAAAGAACUGAUAGCGAAGACACCUACUAAAAAGGUUGUUAGGAUUCCGAUAAUUCCAAUCAUAUAGUUAUUAAAGAUAUUUUAUACACUAAUUUUGGAUGCAUCUAAAAAUCCAGAGGGUUACAAGAUACCUCUUCAUAUUAGUAUUUACGAUUAUUUUCUUAAGAAGUAUGGUUUUAAGAACGUGGCUGAGAAGAAAAUAAAAUAAAUAUUUUAGUUCAUAUGUAGUAAGAUGGAGACUUUACCUAAAAUGUAAUUUAUGGCUAGACUCUGUUAUAUGCAUGGGGAAAUGGAUGAAGCUAUUUAUAAGUAGAUUGUUGAGACGGUGAAAUAUUUCAAUAACAAGGAGGUCAAUUUUCAUAAGAAUGAUUUGAUUAUUCAAUUGGAUUUGAUGACUGAGUAUUGCAAUGAAUUUCUGGCCAACUUUCUUGGAUAAAGCACUGUGAAUCAAUAUCUUAAUUCAUUGAAGCAUAAGAAGGAAAUAUUGUUUGAACCAGAAAUGAUCACAAUAUUGAAUUUAUACUUUUCAAAGAAGAAGCAAUGUGAAGAUUCAUUAUAACUGAUAUUUUAGGCUGCUGAUUUGGAUGGAAAUCAAUUGAUUGAGUUUUCUGAAUUUAAAACCUUGUAUAAGGCAAUUCAUCCUGAUCUUUAUAAUAAAACUAAGGCCUUGCAUUAAUUUAUUACAUUCGCAGAUUUCAUAGAUGAGAAUACCAAAGAUAAAAUGAUUACAUUGGAUCGAUUUGCUGAAAUGGCGAUAGAGUUGAAUUUGUUUAAUCGAGAAAAAAUCAAUUAAUAUGGUCAAGGAAGCCAAUCCUUAGUCCAUGAAUGGAAUGAAAAUAAAAAUUUGAUUAAAUAUCGGUACUUGGUUUCCAAUAACUACCAUAAAGUCAAAUACACGUUUAAUUUACUAACUGAGUAAAUUUAAUUGCAUAUGCAAAAGCAAAACUGCAGUCAUUCAAUUUAAAUUCUUUGGGUGAGUUACAAAUUGCUAUUUGAGAGAUCCUAAAGAGUCAUUUUAAAUUAUGAAUUAAAAUAACUUAUGGAUGACUUUGUUCCUCAGGAAUUAGCUUAAAUUACUUAGAUUUACAAUGCAAUAGCAGAAAUUAAUUUAUGA
Messenger RNA from Paramecium tetraurelia, 3444 nucleotides. RefSeq lists its product as uncharacterized. NCBI's taxonomy places the organism in Eukaryota, Ciliophora, Oligohymenophorea, Peniculida, Parameciidae. The record is from RefSeq and is a predicted model, not a curated record. The transcript has 5 exons. Gene Ontology annotation, molecular function: calcium ion binding.